This is a messenger RNA of Phyllopteryx taeniolatus (common seadragon), 1683 nucleotides long. It is a transcript of the gene scamp4, whose product is annotated as secretory carrier membrane protein 4. Bases 353 to 1054 code for a protein of 233 amino acids. The record is from RefSeq and is a predicted model, not a curated record. The transcript has 7 exons. Gene Ontology annotation, biological process: protein transport. Lineage: Eukaryota; Metazoa; Chordata; Actinopteri; Syngnathiformes; Syngnathidae. Gene Ontology annotation, cellular component: trans-Golgi network membrane; recycling endosome membrane.
UCAUUCACCGUAAGAGCAUUUAACGGUUAAGAGUGACUCUUUAGAAACUUCCUGUUUCGAUUUUAAGACGCACUUGUAAGCACAAAUGCUUUUGAGUCUCAAGUUUUUAGUGUGGGCGGUUUCGGAGUUGAAAGUCACGCGCUUCCUGUUUACUAGCCACAAGUGGAUGAUGGGAAUUGUUAUUUUUCUCGCCGUCGAGCGCAUUCAAUAUAACCGAUUCGGAACUACAGACGUGUCAGUGCUGCGCAGCCGCAGUCGCGAGUUUGAGGGAGGGUCGAGGAAGCGCGUCCUGGAUAAUUUGCUGACCACCCCUCAGAUGUUGACUUGAGAAGGGCAACAUUAGGAAUACAACAUGACAGAACGGGCAAACAACUUUCCUCCCCUGCCUAAAUUCCUAAAAGUGAGGCCAUGCUUUUACCAGAAUAUCCAGGAGGAGAUUCCCACCCCCCAUCAGCAGCUGGUGAAGAGAAUCUUCACACUUUGGAUGAUUUAUUCUGGGACGCUGUGCUUGAAUGUGAUUGGCUGCAUAGCGUGGUGGGCCGCGGGGGGUUACGGCUCCAAUUUUGGAUUCUCGUUGCUCUGGCUCAUCCUCUUCAGCCCUGCCAGUUACCUUUGCUGGUUCAGACCCAUCUACAAAGCUAUCAGGGCGGAUAGCUCCUUCAACUUCAUGGCCUUCUUCUUCAUCUUCUUCCUUCAGGUGGUGGUGGCCUUCAUCCAAUGUUUAGGCAUCAGCAACUGGGGCAUUUGUGGCUGGAUUGCUACGGUGACGUUUUUCAGUCACAACGCAGCCGCCGCCACAGUGAUGCUUCUCACCACGCUGCUCUUAACGUUAGUGACCACCUUAAUGGUGGUGGUGCUCAUCAAGGUUCACAGACUGUACCGUGGCAGUGGAGGCAGCAUGACGCGUGCUCAAGAAGAGUGGGGCACCGGCACAUGGAAGAAUGCGCCGGUGAGGAAGGAUGAGUUCAGCGCCGUCAACCAGACCGCUCAAGGCCCCAGCUUGCCGGAGUACCCUGCAGCAGUGCCCAGUUAUCUGGAUAACCGCAGUUGGUAAUAGUCCUGCACCACCCUCUACCUGUGGAGGCGACUGGAACGCAAUAGAUGCAAGAAAUUUCAAAUCCACCCCAUGCAUCUUUGAUGGAGGACAGUAUUUUCUUUGUACACAUUUUUGGAACACAGUAAACCCCUGCGAAAAAAACUGCAAGUUCUUGUUGAACACCCCCCCCAUCCCCUCCCCCAGUGGUGCAUUGUGAUACGAUUUGGUUUUGUGACCACGCUAGUAACUCAAAGCACUCUGAUCACAAAUCUUUUCCCACUGAAAUGAAUGGAAAUGUCAUCAAUCCAUUCCAGCCUUUCAAAAUAAACCGAAAUGUUAGUAAUAUGAUUUUAAAAAGAAAAACAGCACUAUGAUAAAGUACUUAAUAAAAAACAUAAAGCAAUGACAAUGAACUUGAUUAUAUAGAUAUUAAACAUUUUUUGCCACAGUUUUUGUUUCACUUUAAUGGACAUUGUGCUGUCCCUUCUGGUGUGCUCACCUUGGCCACCUGGGAGCAGUAUAGUAUAGACAUACGGAUAUAGGGCACUGUACAUGGAGACUGUGUCAGCUGCUCAGUAAGCCACAGUAAUAUUAGUCAUUCUACUGUGAGGAUAAAGAAUAUAUGGCUGUUAGUAUUGUUAUGUUUA